GGCAAAAGGAGUACAAAAGUAUGAAACAAGUUGACCCACAGGGCGCAGACGCCCAUGACACCAUCGUCGUUGAGGCCCGCAAUGUCCUUGGCCAUCCCGUGCUCCGUAGCGAGUACGACCGCACAGUCUCUGCCUUCUGGAGUAGCAACAUCAGCUGCAGUAAGGAUUUGACACGGGGUACGGCCACCCUGUCAUCGGCGAAUUCCUCUCGCUCAAUCAACAUGGAAGCCACCACCAAUACCAUGCGUAUAGCUAACGGUCCCUCCAGCGCGGAUAUGAUGUCACUUACACAAUCGGGACUGCCUGAGGACAGCAUCUGGUGA
Messenger RNA from Trypanosoma cruzi, 323 nucleotides. RefSeq lists its product as uncharacterized. The transcript has a single exon. NCBI's taxonomy places the organism in Eukaryota, Euglenozoa, Kinetoplastea, Trypanosomatida, Trypanosomatidae. The record is from RefSeq and is a predicted model, not a curated record. The annotation marks the transcript as partial.